Molecule: messenger RNA, 219 nt
Organism: Cylicostephanus goldi
Lineage: Eukaryota; Metazoa; Nematoda; Chromadorea; Rhabditida; Strongylidae
Source: the annotation of a GenBank genome assembly
GCUGAUAGGACUACGGGCAACAGCUACCCGGGAACGAGAUGUGAUCAUGGCUCAGCUACAAGAUCUUCCCGCAUGGGUACAGUUCCCGGAUACUGAACGUGUGGAGUGGUUAAAUAAGGUGAUUCACCAAUUAUGGCCAUAUAUUGGAGAGUAUGCCAGAGUCUUUCUAACCGACUUCAUCAUACCUCAAGUAAAGGAGUUGAGUUCAAAUUUCUAAAU